Messenger RNA from Calliphora vicina (urban bluebottle blowfly), 586 nucleotides. RefSeq names its product LYR motif-containing protein bcn92 (gene bcn92). The coding region runs from base 96 to 374 and encodes 92 amino acids. Gene Ontology annotation, biological process: iron-sulfur cluster assembly. The transcript is spliced from 3 exons. Lineage: Eukaryota; Metazoa; Arthropoda; Insecta; Diptera; Calliphoridae. The record is from RefSeq and is a predicted model, not a curated record. Gene Ontology annotation, cellular component: mitochondrion; L-cysteine desulfurase complex.
UAACCAAUGCGGUAGAGGACUGGUGAACUGUAGAUUCGACACAAAAUUUGUUCAUAUUUAUUGGAACUGCAAAAAAUCAUUGAAAAAUCACAAAAAUGUCUACACGUCGUCAAGUUUCUUUCUUAUACCGCCAAUUGUUGCGUGAGGCUGAAAAACUGCCAUCAUAUAACUUCAGGAUGUAUGCUGUCCGCAAAAUACGAGAUACAUUCCGUGCUAAUAGAACUAUAAACGAUUUUGAGAAAAUUGAUCAGCAAAUCAUGUAUGGAAAACAAAGUCUAGAAAUGAUACGCCGGCAGGCAAUAAUUGGACAUUUGUAUACUGCCGAGAAACUUGUAAUUGAAAAGAAACCAACAUUGCGCCCCUCAGACGAUUAGUCGAUCAGAAAUCAUAUAUGCGGACUAAUAGUUGUUACAUAAUCUUGCACCAUGAAAUAUUUAAGAUACAAUAUUUCAAUUUGUUCUUUUUUUGCAUUUUAGGCUUUAAAAUUUAUAGUGAAAAUGAAAAAACCAAAAAAAAAUGUUUAAAACUAAAGUUAAGAUAUCAAUAAAUACAAAGAAAAACACACAUAAAAACAUUUAAAUUGUAA